Trichoderma breve is the source of this 1245-nucleotide messenger RNA. RefSeq lists its product as uncharacterized. The record is from RefSeq and is a predicted model, not a curated record. The transcript has 5 exons. Lineage: Eukaryota; Fungi; Ascomycota; Sordariomycetes; Hypocreales; Hypocreaceae. The coding region runs from base 1 to 1245 and encodes 414 amino acids.
AUGCGUGCUACUUUGUCUGGAUUGUUGCUGGCUGCUGCAGCCUCAACGGCAGUAGCCCACGGCCAUGAGGGACACGCAAAGGUUCAUCAAGAGUAUGCCAGAGCAGCAGCAGUUGAUACAUCGACGUUGAAGGGCAAGUGGCUGUACGGCUAUCAAGGCUGGUUCCGCAAGCCAGCAUCCGGUGUUAACAACCACUGGUCUCCCAACGGCGGAACUCCAGGACCUGGCAAUGUUGAAUUCGAGUUUGUGCCCGAUGUCAGCCAGUAUCCGGCCAACUGCCUCUUCACGUCAACUUUGACAGCACCCAAUGGCCAACCGGUGCAACUCUACGACAACACUUGCCAGGGAGUUGUCGACUUGCACUUUAAGUGGAUGCAGCAGUAUGGAAUUGACGGAAUCAUUGUACAACGAUUCCUCAGUCAUCUCACCGAUGCCUCUUUCAUCACAAUCCUCAACCAAGUCGAAGCCGCCGCCGUCAAAUACGGCCGAGGCUUCAUGGUCGAAUACGACGCCUCAGGCGGAAACUCCGCCUCCGCCAGCGUCGCAUCUACGAUCCUCGCCGACUACAACUCCAAGAUCAAGCCCUACACCACCUCGUCCGCCUACAUCCACCACAACGGCAAGCCCGCCGUCAUGGUGUUUGGCGUGGGCUUCCCCACCGUCGCCAUUAACGUCACCGACGGCGCAAACAUUGCCACACAGCUCAAGAACGCCGGCGCGUAUGUUGGCUUUGGCGUGCCCGCCAACUUUGGCACGGAUGUGAGGGCAAACACGGGCUUUGCGUCGGCGUACAAGGCGGCCAACUUGAUUAGCCCUUGGACUGUGGGAAGUUUUAGCAACGGUGGUUACUUGAAGGGAUACCACACGACGACUCAGAUUCCCGACUCUCAAACCCUCCAAUCCCUCGGCAUCGACCACGCCCCCCUCAUCUGGCCCGGCACCUCAGCCUACCACCUCAACGGCGUCAACACCCCCGCAAACUUUGACUACUUCCCCCGCUUCAACGGCUCCUUCUACUCGAUGCAAGCCGACGCAAUCACUGGCCUGGCAGUCAAGCCCCUGUUUGCGUUCAACGCCAUGUUUGACGAAAUCAACGAAGGUACCCAAAGCCUGCCAUGCUUGAAAAACAACCAGCUCCCCACCAACGAAAAGUUCGUGGGCUACGACAACACCUUUGCCGACACUGCUUUUUACCUCGAGCUCGGUGGACAAAAGGCCGCUGCGUUUGCGGCUGCUGUCAAAUAA